Xiphophorus hellerii (green swordtail) is the source of this 4611-nucleotide messenger RNA. RefSeq lists its product as uncharacterized. The coding region runs from base 3317 to 4423 and encodes 368 amino acids. Lineage: Eukaryota; Metazoa; Chordata; Actinopteri; Cyprinodontiformes; Poeciliidae. The transcript has 2 exons. The record is from RefSeq and is a predicted model, not a curated record.
UGAACGCUUCUCCUACCUCUCCGACAUUCAGUCAACAAGUUUCAGCUGCCUUCCGUCCGCCCAGAUCCAGGGAGUAUCCCUCACCGACCGGCUGCGCUCCUGUCGACUCCCCGCUACUCCUCACCAAUCUAACCGCCCUCAUCACGCCUUCCUUCGGCCUCCAUCGGCGACGACGAGCGGAAUUUUCCGUCCUCCCCUCGUUGACGUCGCAGUCCUCCGCUAUCUGCCCGGUUCCCCGCUCCGGCUCACCAUAGGCUGCUGCGGCUCAUUGGUGCUGUCCCCCGCAGCAAGCGCUGGUUGUCUCCACGAUCUGCCGUGGCUGCACCGACGCACGUCGGCUCUUCCUGCUCGUCCCACCAUGGACUCGAUCCGUUGCCCGAUCGUCUCUCCCAGUUCACCUCCGAGAGGACGUCGCAUCAGACCGCUACGCCCACCUCCACCUAUCUCGGCUCGCAGCUGGCUUGUCAGCCUCAUCAACCCGCAGCUUCAUUUGCGCCCAUUGGGCGUCGUCUAGGUAAGACGUACCUGCUCCUGACUAGUUCAUUCUCCCUUCGCUUUACGUCUCUGUCAGCGCACCAGCGCCUUUAACUCAUGUUUACCACGCCUCCUAUCGCCGGUCAGUCUUGGCAUUUCCAGGGUCGCGACUAGCUCGUUCCGUUAGUUCCCCGCUCAGGCCGCCGUAGCCCUCUCUUCCCUCUGUUGCUAAGAUCGCUCCAAAUUCUGUCAGUAGUUCCAGUUUGCAUUUCAGCUCAUUCUGGCCUCCGCCCCAGCUGCCGCUGGUCUCCUAAUCGCAGCACCAUUUUCUUAAAGCUUUUCAUGACUAGUAGAGGGGAUCCGCCUAAAGUUUCAUAUAAAACGCACCUGAAAACAAACGGAGUUAUGGGCAAUCUUUUAUUUACAAUUUCUCUUUUCUGUAAAAAAAAAAAAAAAAAAAAAAAAAAAGCCGUGCUGCCCCUUCUACUCCAGAUCCAUGCAAGCAGCCCAUCCACACAGAUGGCAGAGCGUCCGAGCGCUGCAGCUCCAAAAUGGUGCAGUCAUCAGGUAUCUGAAAGAGAAAAUACCUUAACUAUGGACCCAGCAGGUAGAUUACCCGAGAGCAGAGACGCAGCCUACCUAGAUCCGCGCUUAUCAUCUGGUGAACCAGGUGGAAACGUAACAAUGCUGCAGGAACACACGAAUGGCUUCAUUAGUAGGUCCAGCAUCCACAACAACCGCAAUCCCAGCCAUUGACCGUAGAUGGCUUGACGAUCUCAGUUGAGCAAUCAGGAACACAAGCCACCCAGGCAGCCGACAUACACGGGGAGAAACAGUCACGCACACACACCUUAGCAGCACCAUCAAUCACGGGGCCGCUCCUGGUGCACAAUGUGGGGAGGAUGGUUCUCCUUCCCCCUCAGUCGGGCCUAUGUCGCACCCCGAGUAGUCUGAUCAUCAGAAGCCGCUCGUAGGCUCUCUAAUUUUGCAGCUUCAUCGCAGCCAGCAGACCGGAUCUCAUCUGCGUACUUUCCAGUCGUCAAUCUUAACCUCCACCCUCGAACAGUUAGCUUCACCUGCACAGCGAUACAAACUUCACGAGUCCUCUUUCAAGUGAUUCAUAGUUCACAACGCCGCUCGCUCUGACAGCUUUCUUUCCUCGUCAUCCAUUGGUUCCGACCCAUAUCAAGGAGGCAUACACACAGUUGGUACGCAGACAUGCGCGCUAGGUGGUCAGCGUCAUCUGUACAGCCGUCAGUUCGAUACACAUGACGGGAUAAAACCAGCCAACGUUCUUCUGGUAAAUGAAUGGUCAGUAAUUACCGCUGGAGCUAGUCGUAGCCGACCACAAAGCUCGCUCGUAUAAAACAAGCCUCCCGUUCCCCGAUACUCCGACUGCUUACCACCAAGCCGGACCGUCGCUGGCAAUAUGGCUCACGAAGAUCUAACUUCCCUGUUAUGUGGCCGAUUACCUAAAAGCGUUUCGGUAAUCCCUUUCUGUCGGUCGCUACCAGCCGUUGGAGCAGGACGUAUGGCGAUCCUCAUUGGCAGGAAACUAAACUCCGGCCCGACGUUGACUCUCGGUCUCGUGUACGUGCUCUAGUCUACCGCGCAGUAGGAAUCCUGACUUGUUCUACCCUUUUCCUUGCGUUCUCUAAAGAGCUUUUGGGGGAUUUACAGGCCCCUAUUAUUUAGCGAUCCAACUUCGUCUCAUUGCCCCCAGCAUAAGAUAAAAACACUCCAGGAUUUCGAGAAUUACAUCCACGCAUUCAUCCGUAGUUGCAUUAAUUAAUUAAUUAGUUAAGCAGGAUUCGUAUAUCCGUACAACUUAAUCAUAUUACAGCAGAUCACAGGCAGCCAGUCUGUCCCUCCAGGUCCAGUUAUAACUCCCACAUCUGCCUCCGUGCAAAGCAUUCCUACAGCUUCCCUUCUUCAGUUCUUUCCUACAUCCGCAGUCUGCUCGCUGGAAGCAACUUUCACGCUAAGCUUUAGCAACCUACCACAUCAUCUAGUCUAGUCUGGUCAUCUAGUCUAGUCGAACCCCGCUGUGAAUUUCUUCUCAAGGGAUUUCUAAGCAUAGCUCCUCUAAUCCUGAUAGCUGGAAACCCAUCUCAUUCCCAUCACUUGGGAAUCUCAUCACUGCACACCAAUCCGGCGCCUUCGUCCCCUACAUCAGAGCUCCACUCAUGCGCUUUCCUCCUAGCCUUCUAUGGAUUUCAGAUACGGAGUGAGUUCACACUGCAUCUAAAGUAUUCAAUCAGUUAGAGACUAUCUAACUCGAUACUAAAUUCUUCCCUGACCACUACAACCGCUGCCCGUUUCAUCUGCCACCUCAGACUGAUCUCAGCUGAGAUCCUCCCCCUUGCCACUUCUCGGGCCAUUCUUUUAGAAUAGGCGUUGCCUCAUCGCCAUCGUCAGGCGUCCCUUCAGCUUCUCUCCUUCAGCUCGGCCGCUGGUCAUCCCCGGCCUUCUCAUCCUAUAUCCUACCAAAUCUUUCAGCUGUGCUCGAAGCUCCACAUGCAAUGUCUGCAGGUGAGCAUCUCUCCAAAUAACUGGUGGUGGAGCCCUAGUCAUUGUAAAUAGCUACUAAAUGGUGAAAUUCUUCUUUUUGUUCAUUGGUCCCACAGUGACACUUAGUGGUUGAUUUGUGCUUUAUUUUGAAGAGCGGUAGAUUUCUUCUUUGCGUAUUUUGUGUUAGGCACUUCCUGUUUCGCUAACCACGCAGAGUAAGCGUUAGAGCCUGAAGAAAAAGAACAUUUGUAAAAUAGCGCUCUUGGAAAGCAGAAUGAGGUAGGAAUGUGCGCAAUUGUGUUUUGUGAACAUUUAUGUUUAUUUAUACAUUAUGUAUCCUUUAUUUAUGCUACAGUUUUCACUGUGUCUGACAAGAAAGGUCAAGACUGCACCCGUUCGGAACUCCCUGCAUCUGGCUGUCCAUUCCGAGAGGCCGCUACAGUCACCUCUAACAUUUCUUUCACACCUAGGGAAGCUAGCAGGGCCCAACAGGCCCUCAGCCCUGCCGGCUUGGCCUCGCAGUCCAUCACGCUGCUUCGCCAUCAGUCCCGCCAGCGUGCGGGCCCUAUCGCCUAUCAGUCUCGUCAGACUGCAGGCCCCGACCCACGCCUAUCAGUCUCGUCAGGCUGCAGGCCCGACUGACGCCUAUCAGUUUCGGCAGACUGCAGGCCCUACCGACGCCUAUCAAUCUUGUCAGACUGCAGGCCCUACCGACGCCUAUCAGUCCCGUCAGACUGCAGGCCCUACCGACGCCUAUCAGUCCUGUCAGAUUGCAGGCCCGACCGACGCCUAUCAGUCUCGCCAAGCUGCAGGCCCUACCGUCGCCUAUCAGUCUCAUCGACUGCAGGCCCCGACUGACGCCUAUCAGUCUCGCCGAGCUGCAGGCCCCAACCGACGCCUAUCAGUCUCGUCAGACUGCAGGCCCAACCGACGCCUAUCAGUCUCGUCAGACUGCAGGCCCAACCGACGCCUAUCAGUCUCGUCAGACUGCAGGCCCCAACCAACGUGGUGCGCCUAUCAGUCAUCUGACUGCAGGCCAGCCAGGCCUCGGCCCGGCUCCCUCUUUUGGGGGGAAGACUAUCCCGAGCUCGCCGAGCAGACCGCCUGCUCACCGCGAUCCUCGGCUCACAGUCUUCUGCCGGGUCCGAGCGCCAAAGAAAUUGUACCAUUAAAUCUUUUUAACUGCUAUUUUCUUCUCUGUGUGAGUCUCUCCAGAUUGAAAUGGAGCCUUGGCGAAAAUUCAAACUGGGAGACUCGACCAGCUUCACCACAUCAUCUAAUCACUACGCCCGACCGCAGCCAAUCCGGACCAGAGCUUCACGCCGCUCCAGCCAAUCGUCGUCCAAAGACACCUUCAAAAGUCCAAGCUACCCUGGGGUCUUCCUGCUCGUCAGCCGUGCUUCGACCCACCUCCUCCCCUUCUCCACCUUCACCAUGAGGGUCGUCCUCCAGGAUCCCUUGUGCUCUUCCUCUCCAAGCUCCGCUCCACCACCAGUUUCGGUCCCGGGGGGAAGACUAUCCCGAGCUCGCCGAGCAGACCGCCUGCUCACGGCGAUCCUCGGCUCACGGUCUUCUGCCGGGUCCGAGCGCCAAAGAAAUUGUACCAUUAAAUCUUUUUAACUGCUA